Molecule: messenger RNA, 6137 nt
Organism: Bombyx mandarina (wild silkworm)
Lineage: Eukaryota; Metazoa; Arthropoda; Insecta; Lepidoptera; Bombycidae
Gene: Mcr
Product: macroglobulin complement-related
Cellular component (GO): extracellular region
Molecular function (GO): endopeptidase inhibitor activity; protein binding
Source: RefSeq, a predicted model, not a curated record
GGUACGGUCGUAAUAGUGCUGUGCCGGGUUGCGCUACAAACGCAUUUUUUCAAUUAAGUUUGUAAGUGACUGAGUUACAGGCCGUUUGUAACGGUCUUGUUUAUUUAUGAGAAAAUCGUAAAAUUUUAAAGAGUUUGAAACAAACCGUAGUUGGCGUCGACUCACAAAGGCUUUAAAAAGGCUCCUGACACAAAUGUCAGUCGAAAUUAUACAAUAACAAAAGGGGCUUGCCUAUAUGGGCGUUAACCUCCGGUUAAGCAAGUAAAGGAAGACGAAGACUGAAUCAUGAAUCUCAAAUUAUUACUCAUAAUUACCAUAUUAAAAACAUGUACAAGUCAAGACUAUGCACAGCCAACCUAUAAUCCAGAUAUUACUCAAAACACAAAUAAUUACAACGAUCCAAGAUAUGAUAAUCCAUAUGACCCAAACCGUAAAUACCAAAAUAAGAAUCAAUAUGAAUUGAACAGGAAUCAAUAUGAAUUAAACAGGAAUCAAUAUGAUAACACGGAUCAGAGAUUCCAGUAUGAUAAUAGAAAUGAACCGUUCAAUCAGAAUUCCUACAGUCCAGAUGUGACACCAAAGAGCUCAUGGGAUUCUAACAGGAAUUACGGUAGUUCUUAUAGAAAUGCUGCUUUGGAGCAAGAGAGUGUAAUAAUUCAUCAAGCCACAUACUUCAUAGUAGCAUCCCGUAUGGUAAGACCUGGCCAGAUAUACAAGAUAUCCGCAAACAUUCUGCAGACUCAGCUAGAAAUGACAAUCAGAGCUUCAAUUGCAUGCAAUGGAGUUGAAGUAGCUGAAGUCACACAAAAAGUAAAAGAGGGUGUGCCCGAAAUACUAAAUAUGAGGGUACCGCCAACAACAGUUAAAGGAGACUACCGGCUUCGUGUUGAGGGCUUGUACUUAGACACACCAUAUGGAGGCAGGGCGUUCAUUAAUGAAACACAACUGACAUUCUCUAAUAGGUUCAUGACCAUAUUCAUACAGAUGGACAAGCCAGUAUAUAUGCAGGGGCAAACAGUACGCUUCAGAGUGAUUCCGAUCAAUACAGAGCUAAAAGCGUUUGGACAUGCCAUAGACGUGUACAUUUUGGAUCCGAAUCGCCGCAUCAUGAAGAGGUGGCUUUCCAGACAGAGCAACUUCGGAACAGUUAGCCUUCAGUAUCAGUUGUCUGACCAACCCUUGUUCGGAGAGUGGUACGUCAAGGUUGAAGCCCUGGGACAGGUAGAAGAGUCACAGUUUUUGGUUGAAGAGUACUACCAGACAAGAUAUGAGGUGAACGUGACGAUGCCGGCGUUCUUCUUCAACACGGAGCAGUACAUCCACGGCCGCGUCGUGGCCAACUACACGUCGGGGGCGCCCGUGCGCGGCAACCUCACGCUCAAGGCGACCGUGCGCCCCAUCCCGCAGUACCGGCCCCCGCACUACGGCCGCGGACAGUUCAACAACCGGGGGCACUACGGGGACGCGGGGGCCGCCGGCUCUCAGUACACAAGAGCAUGGCCGAAUAGUCUGUACAACGAGACGUACGGGUCGGAGCUGGGGCCGGGCCCGGCGGAGGGCGGCGCGGACCGGCGCUACGUCGCGGGGCAGCACAACCAGCUGGACCAGCCCGACUGGUGGUACGACCACACCAAGGUCGUCACCAGGAUGUUCAACUUUGAUGAAAAAUAUCCUUUCUGGAUGCCGAAGCCCGACCCUACGGAGUACGCCGUGCAGCAGCAGCAGGGCACCUACGCCUACAACCCGUACCCCGCGACCGGCUACUCCUACUACUCCGCGCAGUACAACGACCAGCUACCCUAUCUGAGAUUUUUCAAUGGCACAUACGAUUUCAAAUACCCAAUGUCGGAGCUGGCGCAGCUGGUCCCCAGCCUGGACGGGGUGGAAGUCAUAGUGACGGCCGCCGUCGGAGAUCCCUUCCUGGACGAUGUCAUCGAAGGGUACAGUGUUGCCAGGAUAUUCAACUCUUCCUUGGCUGUCACUUUCUUAGGAGGGAGCCCUCAGGUCUUCAAGCCGGCCAUGCCUUUUGAUGUUUACAUGGCGGUGUCGUACCACGACGGGUCGCGCGUGGAGGCGGCGCGGGCGGCGCGCCUGGCGCUGCGGGUCACGGCGCAGCUGGAGGGCCGCUCCGCCACGCUGGACGCGCUGCAGCCCGCGCCCGUGCCCGGACACGCACACGUGUGGCACCUCAAGCUCGACCUCUACAACCUGCUGCACUUGCAGUCGGAUCCGAAUUACCGCGAAGUGUUGAACAGCAUAACCGGGAUCCGGCUGACCGCCCAGCUGCUCGACGUGGGCGGCUACCACGCCUCCGCCGACGUGCACUUCAUCGCGCACUACAGCCCCAACAACCAGCAGAUCAAGAUAUCUACCACCACCACCAGUGCGAAGGUCGGCGAAUACAUAAUCUUCCACGUGCAAAGCAACUUCUACAUAGAGUCGUUCAACUACGUGGUGAUGUCCAAGGGCAUUAUAUUGACCAGCGCACAAGAGAUAAUGCAGGAAGGCGUCCGCACGUUCGCGGUGACGCUGUCGGCGGAGAUGGCGCCCGUGGCCAGCGUCGUGGUGUGGAGCGCCGACCGCCGCGGACACGUCGUGGCUGACUCGCUCACCUUCCCCGUCAACGGAGUCUCCAGGAACAACUUCACAGUGUUCAUCAACAACCGCAAGCACCGCACCGGGGAGAAAGUGGAAGUGGCUAUAUACGGCGAGCCCGGGGCCUACGUGGGACUGUCCGGGCUGGACCACGCCUUCUACACGAUGCAGGCCGGGAACGAACUCACAUACGCUAAGGUGAUAUCAAAGAUGUCGUAUUUCGAUGAAUCCACGAACGGCACGUUCGCGUACACGUGGCGCUCGCACUUCGGGGACGCGGACGAGCUGGUCUACUUCCCCUCCUCCAGCUUCGGGAUCGACGCCAACAGGACCUUCGAGUUCGCGGGGCUGGCGGUGCUGAGCGACGUGGCGGUGACGCGGCGGCGCGGCGCCUGCAACGCGUCGCUGGGGCUGGCCGAGUGCCUGGACGGCGCCUGCUACCCGCUCGCCAAGCGCUGCGACGCCGCCUACGACUGCGCCGACAGGACCGACGAGGCCAACUGCGCGGAGGAGAGAAGCGAGCUGGAGCUGAGUCACUUCCGCAAGUUCCGGUUCAACCGCGUGCAGCGCCAGUACGACAACGUGUGGGCUUGGAGGGACGUCAACAUCGGCCCGCACGGACGCUACGUGUUCACCCUCGACGUGCCGCAGGUGCCAGCACAUUGGACCGUGUCAGCCUUCAGCAUGUCUCCUUCGCUUGGACUAGGAAUGCUGACGGAACCCAUUACGUACGUGGGAGUGCAGCCGUUCUUCAUAACAGUGGAAGGACCGGACUCGUGUCGGCAGGGCGAGCAGGUCGGCCUGCGCGUGGUCGUGUUCAACUACCAGUUGCAGAACAUCGAGGCCGUCGUCGUGCUGGAGGCCUCGCCCGACUAUAAGUUUGUUCACGUCGAAGAGAACGGCAUUGUCCGCUCGUACAACCCGCGCACGUCGUUCGGCGAGCACCAGUUCUUCGUGUACGUGCUGGCGGGCGCGGCCAGCACCGUGCACGUGCCCGUGGUGGCGGCGCGCCUCGGCACCGUGCACGUGCGUCUGCACGCCGCCGCGCUGCUCGGCACGCACACCUACACCAAGACCAUACACGUGCUGGCGGACGGCGUGCCCCAGCACCGGCACCAGGCCGUGCUGCUGGACCUGUCCAACCGCGCGUACGUGUUCCAGUACAUGCACGUGAACGUGACGGAGACGCCCGUCAUCCCGUACGAGGUGGACCGCUACUACGUGUUCGGCUCCAACCAGGCGCGCGUCAGCGUGGUCGGCGACGUGGUGGGGCCGCUGUUCCCCACCAUGCCCGUCAACGCCACCAGCCUCCUGGACCUGCCGAUGGACUCUGCCGAACAGAACAUGUUCAGUUUCGCCGCGAACAUGUACUUCACCCUGUACAUGCGGCUGAUCAACCAGAGGAACAGGACCUUGGAGCGCGAGGCGUUCUACCACAUGAACAUCCUGUACCAGCGGCAGCUGUCCUUCAUGAAACCCGACGGAUCCUUCAGCCUGUUCCGAAGCGACUGGAACCAGUCGUCGUCCAGUGUGUGGCUCACGUCGUUCUGCGCCAAGAUCUUCCAAGACGCCUCCUUCAACGAGUGGGAGAACUUCAUCUACAUCGACCCGGACGUGAUAUCGAUGGCGGUGUCGUGGGUCCUGGACCACCAGACGCCGGAGGGUGCCUUCUACGAGGUGACGUGGCUGCCCAACAGGAACGACAACUCCAGCCUCGUCGUGCCCAAGAACAGCAGUCUGUACAGGGAGUACCUCAGCCACGCGAACUACGACCCCACCAUAGUCGAGACUAAAGAUUCGUUGAUAAUCCAGCGGAACAUAACGCUGACGGCGCAGGUCGUCAUCACGCUCGAGACCGUCAAGAACUUGAAGGACAUCGGAGUCCGGGAGGGCCUGGCGGCGCGCGUGGCGUCGAGUCAGCAGCGCGGCGCGGCGUGGCUGGAGCGGCACCUGCGCGCGCUGCAGGACGCGGGCGAGCCCUACGCGCUGGCGCUGGUCGCGCACGCGCUGUCCGUGGCGCGCGCGCCCGCCGCCGACCACGCCUACCGCCUGCUCAAGCAGAGGGAGCGGUCCGAGGGUGGCCUAGUAUACUGGGGCAAAGAACCAGUACCCCAGCCUCCGUACAAGAUGGAAAAUCAGAAGCCUUUCCUCUUGCCCCGGCUGCCGUACAAGUACGACUCCAACAACAUAGCCACCACGGCCUUCGCGCUGCUGGCCUGCAUGGACCACCAGGACAUCAACGAACCCAUCGUCAUGUGGCUGAACGCUCAGAGGCUCAAGGACGGAGGGUGGGGCUCGACGCAGGACACGUACAUAGCGCUGCGGGCCCUCAUCGAGUACACGAACCGCAAGCGUCUCCGCGACGUCAGCUCGCUCACCGUGGAGGUGGACGCCGUCGCUCUGGGGGGCACCACGCGCACGCUGCACGUGGACAACGCCAACCUGGCCGUCAUGCAGAGCGUGCAGAUCCCGGAGGCGUGGGGCACGGUGAAGGUGACGGCGCGCGGCGCGGGGUUCGCCAUCCUGCAGAUGUCGGUGACGUACAACGUGGACAUCCCGCGCUUCCUCACGCCGCCCCCGCUGCACGCCUUCGAGCUGCUCUCGCACCAGCACUACUACGGACGGAACCAGUCGCACAUCAUGUUCCAGGCCUGUGCCAGCUGGACCCUAGAGGAGGAGAGUCCUCGCUCGGGCAUGGCGGUGCUGGAGGCGGGGGUCCCGACGGGGUACCGCAUCCAGCAGCAGGCGCUGGACGCCUACGUGCUGUCCCGCUCCGUGCCCACGCUGCAGAGGGCCCGAUACACGCCCGUCAAACUAUUCUUCUAUUUUGAAUAUUUGUCCCGGGAGCCGACGUGCGUGAACUUCACGCUGGAGCGCUGGUACCCGGUCGCGAACAUGUCCCGGUACUUGUCCCUCAAGGUCUACGACUACUACGCGCCAGAGCGGUACAACGAGACGAUAGUGGACGCGCUGCCGACCUACCUGCUGAACAUCUGCGAAGUGUGCGGCUCGUCCCAAUGCCCGUACUGCGCGAUAUACAACGCCGCCGCCCGACCCCGCCACGCCGCGCCGCUCGCGCUGGCCACUGUCAUGUCAAUAGCCGCGCGCCAUCUGUACGGGACGCUCGGAGCGCUAUAGCGUAGUCAGCAGCCACUUCUACACUAACUAACCUGUCGCGACUUUAGAAUCGAACGGGUAUAAUGAUCGUGACAAAAAACGUUGUGUCAAUUGAACGUGGAUACGCGUGAGAAGUUAAACUUCUUGAAUAUUUUUUUAUGGAAAUUCAAUAGACAAUUGAUGUUACAGUAAUAUAGUUAUCUCAGAAGGCUUAGACAUAGUUUCUAUUAAUUUGAAAUCAUAUUUCUGUUAUGAGAUAUUCUUGAAAAAUGAAGAUCUUACAAGUCUAAAAUAUGUUGUAGUCUACUUAGGCGCUACAUUUUUUUUUAGUCUGGGACAACAGAAAAUUAAUUGAAAAUUAACAACUAAUUUAACAAUAAACUGAAAAAUAACAAUUAAUAUUAAUUGAGAAUUGUGAAAAUUUG